CUAAGACUUUUCUUUCUUUCCAUAUCCAUGGCAUUUUCAACUCACAAGCAACAGCAAUAUUUGCCAAACUUGUACGGCGCCACCGCAGCCCCACCGCCAACCCCUUCCGCGCAGCCCAAUCAUCACAGCGCCCCAUCAGGCGUCGCCGUGGAUGCACUUUCCAAGCUCCUCCAUCGCCUCCCUCCUACUCUCUCCCUCCCUAAACGCCGCUCCUCCCCAUCCGCCAUCAUCUCCCCUCCUACCCUCUCUCUCUCUGAUCCUAAUCUUAAUCAUCUCCUCCUCUCUUCCGCUUCCGAACUCGGGUUUUUCCAACUCAAAAACCAUAACAUACCUUCCCAACUCGCUAACUCGGCUGAGACCGAGGCUCUCUCACUCUUUAAACUCGCUAGAGACCAAAAAGAAUCUCGCUUUCCUAGAAACUGGCCUCUAGGCUUCGACGUUGAUGAUGAGGAAGAAGAUGGGGAUGGAAAGGGUGAGUCGUUUUGCUUGGAUGCUGCGUGUUCAACCGAGUCAACCGAUUUGUCGUUGAGUUCUGUACGGGAGUUCACACGGUCUUUAGAGAAACUAGGGUUGAAGAUCAUUGAUACGUUGGCAAAUGCAAUGGGGUUUGAGAACCCAAUAGGAGAGGAUUCGACCCGAGUUUGCUCUUUGAUGUGGAUAACAGAGGGUUUAAACGGGGACAGGGACCGCGAUAAACCAUCGGGCGGGUUUUACCCGUAUGUAAUUGGGUUGCAAUACCAAAUCAGGUCCCAAAAAUAUUCCUUGCUGAAGGAUUCGGGUUUGGUUUCGGUUUCACCGCAAGUGGAUUCGAUCAUGGUCACCCUCGGUGACAUUGCUCAAGUUUGGAGCAAUGGGAAAGUAAGCAAAGUGAGAGGAAGACCAGUGGCAAGUUUAGGCGAUGGAAACAACUGUGGUUGCAUAUCAAUGUCGCUAUUAGUGACGAUUCCGGUUGAUAGUAGAGUGAAGCCUAUGGUUUCCAAGGUCAUUGAUGAAGGGGGUAUAGGAAUUGGUGACCAAGAUGAAAGUCAAGUUUGUGGAAACAAGGAAGAGGAAGAAGAGAGAGUGUUUAAUCCAUUUUCCUUUGAAGAAUAUGCAUGGAGAGUUUAUCAUGAAUCUUAUCUCUUUAAAGAUCCACUCGAUAGAUAUCGAGUUUAAUGCUUUUCAAAAACAUUUUCUCCUUUUCUAAAUAAUGUUUUUUUUCCGUUGUCAAAAUGCAACUUUAUUUUGCUU
Molecule: messenger RNA, 1230 nt
Organism: Hibiscus syriacus
Lineage: Eukaryota; Viridiplantae; Streptophyta; Magnoliopsida; Malvales; Malvaceae
Product: gibberellin 2-beta-dioxygenase 1-like
Exons: 2
Coding region: 28-1155 (375 amino acids)
Source: RefSeq, a predicted model, not a curated record